AUGUUUUACUUGGCGGACAGGUUCCGCUUUGUGGACCUGGACGUUUUUUUAAACGCUACCAACAACAGUUGACGUAUUAUAGUCGACAACUGCUAUAUUUUUGUUUUGAGACCAGGAAGGAGUAAUCAGCUUUCACAAUGGAGGGAGCUUCACAAAGUAAAUCUGCUUCUCCCCAGAGCUCUGUCGCAGCUCAAGUUCCAUUUCUUCACCUGUGCACCACAUUAGAAAAGAUCCAGAAGACCAAACUCCGCCCAGACAAAUCAAAGUUUCUUCGGGACUUCAUAGACUCCUGGAGGAAGUUCCAUGCCGCCCUUCACAAAGACAGUCCUACUGCCACAGACUCGUUCUACCCCGCCAUGCGUCUCAUAGUCCCCCCAUUUGAAAGGGAGCGUAUGGCCUAUGGCAUUAAAGAGAGCAUGUUAGCCAAGCUGUACAUAGACGUCUUGGGUCUCCCCAAGAAUGGACCGGAGGCUAACAAACUGUUGAAUUACCGUGCCCCAACCACGUCUCAGGGAGAGGCGGGAGACUUUGCUCUCAUGGCUUACUUUGUGUUAAAGAAACGCUGCACAAGCCAAGGAAAUCUCACCAUCAAAGAUGUUAAUGACUUUCUGGACUCUGUGGCAAUCAACAAUGCUAGUAAGCAGAAGGACCUGGUGAAGAAGAGCCUGCUUCAUCUAAUCACCCAGAGCACAGCCCUAGAGCAGAAAUGGCUCAUCCGCAUGAUCCUGAAGGACAUGAAGCUGGGGAUCAGCAAAGAGACAGUGCUUCAGGUGUUCCACCCAGAUGCAGCCGAGCUUUAUAAUGUCACCACCGAUCUAAAUAAAGUGUGCCGACAGCUUCAUGACCCCUUUGUGUCUCUCAGCGAAGUGUCCAUUGGCCUUUUUUCUGCCUUCAAACCCAUGUUGGCUGCUGUGGGAAAUAUGCGCCAGGUCGAGAAGCAAAUGGGCAACAGCACCUUCUUCAUUGAGACCAAGCUGGAUGGAGAGCGCAUCCAGUUGCACAAGGAUGGUGAUGUCUACAAGUACUUCACAAGGAACUCCUUUGAGUACACCCAGCAGUUCGGGGCUUCACCUCUAGAGGGCUCUCUGACGCCUUUUAUUCACAAUAUCUUUAAGCCGCACAUCGUCAACUGCAUCCUGGAUGGGGAAAUGAUGGCUUACAACCCCACCACUGACACUUUCAUGCAAAAGGGAAGCAAGUUUGAUAUCAAGAAGCUGGUUGAUGACUCUGAGCUGCAAACAUGCUUUUGUGUUUUUGAUGUGCUUCUGAUUAAUGACCAAAAGUUUGGUAAUGACACAUUAAAAAAGCGCCAUGAACACCUUCAAACUGUUUUUACUCCUGUAAAAGGAAGGAUACACGUUGUGCCUAAAACAGAGGCCAAAACCAUGCAAGAGGUAGUGAAUGCCCUUAACGAAGCCAUCGACAAUAGGGAGGAGGGAAUCAUGGUGAAGGAUCCGUUGUCAAUAUACAAACCUGAUAAGCGUGGUGAAGGCUGGAUCAAGAUCAAGCCGGAGUAUGUUGAUGGCUUGAUGGACGAGCUCGACCUUUUAAUUGUUGGAGGCUACUGGGGGAAAGGAAGGCGGGGCGGCAUGAUGUCUCAUUUCCUUGUUGCUGUUGCUGAAGCUCCAAAGCCCGGAGAGAAACCCUCUGUUUUCCACACAUUUUGCCGCAUUGGCUCUGGCUACACCAUGAAAGAGCUGUACGACUUAGGCCUGAAGCUGGCCAAAUACUGGAAAGUCUAUCGGAAAAAUGACCCUCCAGCUUCUAUUCUGUGUGGGACGGAGAGACCUGAAGUCUACAUCGACCCAUGCAACUCGGUCAUCAUCCAAGUAAAGGCGGCUGAAAUAGUCAGCAGUGACAUGUACAAAACCAAUUGCACACUGCGCUUCCCCAGGAUAGAGAAAAUCCGUGAAGACAAAGAAUGGCACCAGUGCAUGUCCUUAGCUGAUCUCGAACAGUUCCGCAACAAGGCAUCCGGGAAGUUGUUCUCACGCCACCUUCGCCUCAAUGAUGACAACGAGCCCGAAAAGAAGAAGCGUAAGACGCCAGCAGCUGCCAAGCCCAAGAAGGCUGCUGGUGUCAUCGAUCACUUCAAGUCCCAGGACCUGUCUGGUGUCACCAAAGAGACUGAUAUGUUUGAGGAUGUGGAGUUCUGCGUGAUGAACGGGAGUGAGGACCACCCCAAGACAGAAUUGGAGAAGGCUGUGGCCCGGUGUGGUGGUAUUGUAGUCCAGAACCCAGGACAGGAGACCUACUGUGUGAUCGCUGCCAUUGAGAAUAUGCGCGUUAAGAACCUGAUAUCAUCCAACCAGCAUGACGUUGUGUGGGCUGCCUGGCUGCUGGAGUGUCUAGACAGGAAGCAGGUGGUGCCCUGGCAGCCAAGUCACAUGAUCCACAUGUCACCUUCCACUAAGGAGCACUUUGCCAAGGAGUAUGAUUGCUACGGAGACAGCUACUUUGUGGACACAGAUGUGCAGCAGCUUAAGGAAGUCUUCGGUCGGAUUAGCAGUGUAGACACUAUAAUGUCGCAUUGCAUUGCCAAGGUGGAGGAGCGCUACGGCUGGCAUGACCUCCCCACCAGCAUGUUCAGACAUUUAAGGUUCUACCUGGACAUGUAUGCCGACAUUGGAGAAGUGAAUAGCCUUAUCCCAAACACAUGUCUGGACAUGCGAGCUCUGGAACUUCGUUUCCACGGCGGGAAAGUAGUGCAGAAGCUGGAGGAAGGGGUCUCGCAUGUCAUAGUGGUGGAGGAAACAAGAGUAUUGGAUUUAAGAACCCUCAGACGACUUUUUACCAAGAAGUUUAAGAUUGUUAAGGAAUCAUGGGUAACAGAUUCUAUCAAAGCAGGGUAUUUGCAGAAUGACAGUGACUACUUAGUUUGAUGGUUGAAGCUGUGCCAUUGCAUUUUCUAACCAACGCACUAGACUAGCAUGAUGGAGACAUUUUGAUAUUGCAUUUUAAUUCAUUAGAUAGUUGAACAUUUUAUUUUAAGGGCUUUUCGACAUUGAAAGCUAACAAUUUCUUACAUGUUUGAAAUGAAUAAGGAAACUAUUUUUAGGUAUAUUCAGUGUAGGCCUACUGUAUAGGCUAUCUAAUGGUAUAUUUAAUGCUAUUUAGAAAAAAUAUAUACAUAUUUUAAUGUUUUUAACAGUGCAGACUGCAGUAGGAAUAAAGCCAUAUGUUUAAACACUGUAAUUUAUAAUUAUUUUUCAUGUUUUCAAUUGAACCUUUUUAAUGCGUAUUGAUUUGAAACAAAAAUAAAUUAUUUUUAAUGAUG
This is a messenger RNA of Esox lucius (northern pike), 3277 nucleotides long. RefSeq names its product ligase IV, DNA, ATP-dependent (gene lig4). The coding region runs from base 138 to 2882 and encodes 914 amino acids. Gene Ontology annotation, biological process: double-strand break repair via nonhomologous end joining; DNA biosynthetic process; immunoglobulin V(D)J recombination. The transcript is spliced from 2 exons. The record is from RefSeq and is a predicted model, not a curated record. Lineage: Eukaryota; Metazoa; Chordata; Actinopteri; Esociformes; Esocidae. Gene Ontology annotation, molecular function: DNA ligase (ATP) activity; ATP binding; DNA binding. Gene Ontology annotation, cellular component: DNA-dependent protein kinase-DNA ligase 4 complex; DNA ligase IV complex.